UACUCCGGAAUACCAACUCAGGACUCCUUUCUCUUACAGCCGCCAUGGUGGUCUUAGCCAACCCUGCACUUCACUCGAUCCCUCUCGUCGGCUCCCCCAAACACGGCGCUCGAUUCCCCGGCAUCCCGGUCGUCGACCUGUCGAGGCCCGGGGCAGGCGAAGCCAUCGUCAGGGCCUGCGAAGACUUGGGCUUCUUUAAGCUCGUCAACCAUGGCAUUCCCGUGGAGCUCAUGCGGAGACUGGAGGCGGAGGCGGUGAAGUUCUUCUCCUUGCCGCAGGUGGAGAAGGAGAAGUCUGGCCCCGCCAACCCUUUCGGAUACGGGGAUAAGAGGAUUGGCGUCAAUGGCGACGUCGGCUGGUUGGAGUACCUCCUCUUCGUGGUCACCUCCGACCCCUUGUCCUGCACAUCAAUGACGGCCUGCUCUUUCCGCUCUGCUUUAAGCGAGUACCUAGUGGCCGUCAGGAAGAUGGCCUCCGACGUGCUCCGGUCGAUGGCCGAAGGUCUAAAGAUCGAGCCGCGAGAUGCUUUGAGCAAGCUUGCGAUGGACGAACACAGCGACGGCAUCAUCAGGCUGAACCACUACCCGCCGUACCCGCAGCUCCGAGGGCUCAACCGCAGCUUGACCGGCUUCGGAGAGCACACGGACCCGCAGAUCAUAUCGGUCUUGCGAUCCAACGAUAGCUCAGGCUUGCAGAUCUCGCUCGAGGACGGCAGCUGGGUCUCGGUUCCGCCCGACCAAGCGUCCUUCUUCAUCAACGUCGGCGACUGCCUGCAGGUUCUGACGAACGGGAGGUUCAGAAGCGUGAGGCAUCGGGUGGCGGCGAACGGCGUCAAGCCACGCGUGUCCAUGAUCUACUUCUUCGGCCCGCCACCGGCGCAGAGGAUUGCACCGCUGCCGCAGCUGAUGGGGGAGGGGAAGCAGAGCAAGUACAAGGAGUUCACAUGGGGCGAGUACAAGAAGGCUGCCUACCGAUCAAGGUUGGGGGACAACAGGCUCGUGCAGUUCGAGAAGUAGCAGGGGUGGUGGUCGUCCAUGAAUGACAGAUGCCUGGGGUAGGCCAACCCAGACCUCCGACCCUGCUUUUGCUACCCAAACUUGGAAAACCAAACAUGUUUCUCCUCCUCCUUUCUUCUCUGUACAAAACCUCGUUUAACAUCUCAGAAGAAAGGCUUUUCUGAAGACGAAGCUAAAA
Messenger RNA from Musa acuminata subsp. malaccensis (wild Malaysian banana), 1194 nucleotides. RefSeq names its product gibberellin 2-beta-dioxygenase 3. The record is from RefSeq and is a predicted model, not a curated record. Gene Ontology annotation, biological process: response to light stimulus; gibberellin catabolic process. NCBI's taxonomy places the organism in Eukaryota, Viridiplantae, Streptophyta, Magnoliopsida, Zingiberales, Musaceae.